AUGCCAUUCCACUUCCCUCACUUCCCUCACCACCAGCACCACGUCUCCGACCCUCAGUUCACCCACGACAACUACUACAGCGCCGUCAAUGCCAUCUACUCUGCUGGCCAGACUGUGACCUCUGCUGGUGCCCCCAACCCUCACUACGUGGAAAACCACCCCAAUCCGCCCACCACGGCUCCCGAAUCCAGAUCCUACCUCCCCCAGUCCCAGCCAAACACCAAUGGCAAUGGUACCGUGAUCCCAUACCGCCCCGGUCCUCCUCCGUCCGCGUAUACGAGUGUGCAAGAGGCCCAGCCUGGCCAAUACCAGCCAGGGCUGAGGCGGUCUCUGACGAUCGGUCGCCAACAGGCCGACGAGCUGCAUUUGAAUCAGCAGGGAACGGCGAUGAGCGACGUCCACCACUAUGGUGCACCGCCAGCUUAUACAGGAGAAGGACUAUCUAUCAAAAUCGAGCCCUCCACGCCUCAACACCCCAGCAGCGUCGCCAGUCAGUCUGUCCCGGGCACACUGCAACCAGGUCUUGCGACCAGACCUGCGACUCUAGCGGCCAGCAACACCGCCCCAAGUCUACCUACUUUACCUCAGAUAUCCACUCAGAUGCAGCAGCAGCAGCAGCAACAACAACAACAACAUCAACAACAUCAACAACAACAACAACAACAACCACAGCCUCCUCUUUCCGCAAGACCAACAACGCUCAACCACACUCACUCAUACUCACGGUCCAGCCCCGGCGCCAUGGACCAACCCAAAUACAAGCCUUUCUCGGAUACUCCUGAUCAGAGCAAAUAUCCGUCCGGCGCAAACUCAUACGUCCCACAGACUCCACAAGGGCCACCCUCAUAUUCUCCUCUCGGCCUGGCGGACAUCAGAACGAGGACAGACCCGACUUUCGCAGAUAUACCUUUCAGUCCGGGAGUGGCUCAGGAGAACGACAUUGUACAGUAUCCCCAGAAUAGCAAUUAUACCGCGCCUUGGCCCAUUUAUGCGGUUGAUUGGUGUAAAUGGCCUCCGCGGUCCAGCAACGGUUCGGCGGGUAAAGUAGCCAUUGGCAGCUAUCUGGAAGACAAUCACAAUUAUAUUCAAAUAUUGGACACUCAAAGAUCGCAAAUAGACCCAGACAACCCGCACGGUGAGCGAGGGUUGGAGUUUAUCAAAACCGCGGAAGCUACACAUGCGUAUCCCGUGACAAGGAUAUUAUGGGAACCACCUUCAUCGAAUAAGCAGACGACCGAUCUAUUAGCAACCUCCGGCGACCAUCUUCGACUGUGGUCGCUGCCGAAUGACCAACACGCGUAUCAGUCGAACUCAGUCACACGCUCAUCGACCAACACGACCCCUCCACUACAAAAGUUGUCACCCCUUGCCUUACUUUCCAACUCGAAAUCACCCGAACACACUGCCCCCAUCACGUCGCUGGAUUGGAACGUGGUCCAGCCCUCGCUGAUUAUCACCUCGUCAAUCGACACGACCUGCACCAUCUGGGACAUCCCCACGCUUACGGCCAAGACACAGCUCAUUGCGCACGACAAAGAAGUCUACGAUGUGCGUUUUUGCGCCAACAGCGUGGAUGUGUUUGUUUCGUGUGGUGCGGAUGGAAGUGUGAGGAUGUUCGAUCUCAGAAGUCUCGAACACAGCACCAUUAUCUAUGAGCCGUCAGAGAAGCAGCAGCAGCAGGAGAAGAACUCACAGCUUGCCGACGCUCUCUCUGCUUCGCCGACUCGGGCCUCUGGUUCCGGCGGGAUAUCAACGCUGCCUUUCCCACCUCCUUUACUUCGCAUCGCGGCUUCUCCCCAUGACGCUCACCUACUCGCCACAUUUAGCCAAGACUCCAACAUUAUACGUGUUCUGGACGUUCGACAACCCGGCCAGGCUUUACUUGAAUUGAAAGGACACGCGGCCGCCGUCAACUGCAUCGACUGGAGUAAUUCACAGCGCGGUGUACUGGCUUCCGGCGCUGACGACUGCUGUGUGCUGCUCUGGGACCUGAUGGGCUCGAGUGCGUCGACUGGACAAAACGUCGUGCCAGGCGGGGUAACGAACAAUACUAGCGGGGGACAGGGACAAGAAAGAGGCCCUUCGGCCGUCUGGGAAUGUAAGUAUGAGGUGAGCAAUCUGAGUUGGGCUCCGACGGCGGGAACACUAGGGGUCUGCGGUGGUAAAGGAUUUUGGGGCGUGCAGUUAUGA
Fonsecaea erecta is the source of this 2190-nucleotide messenger RNA. RefSeq lists its product as hypothetical. Lineage: Eukaryota; Fungi; Ascomycota; Eurotiomycetes; Chaetothyriales; Herpotrichiellaceae. Gene Ontology annotation, molecular function: protein binding. The record is from RefSeq and is a predicted model, not a curated record. Gene Ontology annotation, cellular component: nucleus. The coding region runs from base 1 to 2190 and encodes 729 amino acids. The transcript has 3 exons.